This is a messenger RNA of Pygocentrus nattereri (red-bellied piranha), 1384 nucleotides long. RefSeq names its product sperm flagellar 1 (gene spef1). Bases 92 to 787 code for a protein of 231 amino acids. The transcript has 7 exons. Gene Ontology annotation, biological process: regulation of cytoskeleton organization. Lineage: Eukaryota; Metazoa; Chordata; Actinopteri; Characiformes; Serrasalmidae. The record is from RefSeq and is a predicted model, not a curated record. Gene Ontology annotation, cellular component: axoneme. Gene Ontology annotation, molecular function: microtubule binding.
CCGGUGUGUGUGACACUGAAGCGUUGGUUGUCGGAUAACGCUAGAAAACUCAUUUCAUUUCAUCUCUUAAUACUGAACAUCCGCUCUCAUUAUGAAUAAAGACUUGAGCGAAGAAGCGCUGCAAGACCUUUACGCUUGGAUCGAUAAAAUAAAACUCUCCAGACCUAAAAGAAACAUAGCCCGCGACUUCAGUGAUGGAGUUAUGACUGCUGAAGUUGUGAAGUACUUCUACCCCAAGCUGGUGGAUGUGCACAACUACACUCCUGCACACUCCACUCAGCAGAAGCUGAGUAACUGGAACACACUGAACAGGAAAGUCUUCUCCAAGCUGAAUUUCCACAUACCAGAGGACACAGUGAAGAAGAUAGCGUUGAGCACUCCAGGCAGCAUUGAACCAGUGUUAUGUGCACUCAGAGAGAGACUAGAGGACAGGCAAGUGGAAAGAGUUCCAGACGGCACACAGGAUUUGGAGUACUACAGCACUGUAAAUGAAAAAACACACACAGAAAAUCGCCAGGUUACUCUUGAGACCUCUAACAAGACAGCAACUCAAGUAAAAAAGGCACAUAAAUCCAGUCCUCUUAUAGUACCAGCCCAAAAUGUGGACCCAGCCUUCCGCUUGCUUUUGGAGGAGAAGGAGCAAGCUCUGUUAGCUUUGCAGGAGACUGUAGAGAUAUUACAGAUAAAGGUGAACAGGCUGGAGCAUCUGGUCCAUCUGAAGGAUCUGCGCAUUGAGGACCUGACAAAACACUUGGAGCGAUACAAAACACGCAACAACAUCCCGUGAUAAAUAUUCAGGGACACAGCACUAUAGCUCAGAAUAAAGGUACAAAAGUACAAAGACGGAUGAUAAAAAUUCAUAACAUUAAUAACGCAAUAUCUGUUUUUCCAGACUUGCAAUUUUUAAGGCUGCACUAUGUAAGAUUUUAGGGCCUGGAGACCUCUCUGGUGGAAAUGUGUAAUACCACACAAUGCACGGAAGAACAUUUUGUAGGGGUGUGACCCCUUCCCCAAGCAGGAAAAUCUGAUUAUCGUGAAGGCUUUGAAAUUGGUAAACAUGCCAGGGAAUGUAAGUGAAUUAUGUGCUGUUGUAAUCAUAUCUUCAUAAGUACAUUGUUGUAGUUGAUUUUGUAUUUGAGACCUGAACAUCAAGCCUGACCUUCUUUUUGAACCUGUGAGUGUGACAUUAAUACGUAAAGAUGUAUGAUGUGGUCCGAAAAACUCCCACAAAAUCCGACCCAACACCUCCGAUUAUUUCAGGCUUUACUGGGUGAUUCACAGCCGCACACUAUAUGUUAGCAUAUUUUUUUCUCCUGACUCAAUAAUGCUACUUCUUUCAAUUUUAUCAAGAAUAUCUUGCAAAGUUAGUUUGUGCUUAAAUAAU